CCCACGAGCAGUUGCGAUCGUCUUGAACUGCAUACCAUGAAAGCGAGGGGAAACUAUUGGUUUCCACUCGUGGUGUGAUCAAACAUCAUUAUUUCUAUGCGCCUCUAAGCUAUAACAGAUACAUAUUAUCGGUGCAACAUUGCGGGGAAUAAGAGAAGUCCCCCUUUCUUCCUCAGCUUUGUAACCUACUUUGUCAAUAGUAGACCAACUAGGGCUCCUAAAGUCGAAACAUCGUGCACCAUCACACAACAUGUCCAGCAAACAAGAAGUCUUGGAAGCCAUCAAACAGCUCUCGGACAAGAACCUUGACACUGAAGUCCGGGCAACCGGUUUCAAGGAGGAGCUUGAAGAGGCAAUCCGCGGACACAUCCACAUCGAGCUCCAGGCCUGGUUCUUCUUCCGAAAGCUCAGCAACGAUUGCGGCCGGUCGAACGUGGCACUGCAUGGGUUCGGCACUCUCUGGAAGCGCUCCAUGGUGGAAUGCCUCGCCGACGCCAACUGGCUGGAGUCAUACCUGUCCCAGCGGGGCGGCCGCUCCAGGCCCACUGCCAUUGAGGCGCCGACGGUUUCCUGGCCCGACGACCCGGUAGAUCCGGUGAGGCCGGUGUAUGAGGCCCUGAAGGUUGAGAAGAACCUGCUUGAGGACCUGCAGCGGCUGUGCGCGACAUGCAGCAAGUGCGGCGAUGGUGCGGCCGAGGACGCUAUCCAGACCCAUUUCCUGCGUAAGGAGACGCGCCAUGUGAAGGACAUGGGCGAUUUGCUGCAGCAGUGCGUGCGGGUGAGCAAGCAGGCCGGGCACGGACUGUACCAUCUUGAUAAGGAACUGAGGGAGAACAACGGGGUGGUGCCUUGGGGCAUGCGAAACGACCCGGAUACUCUCACCGAGGAGCUGUACAAUGUGAAUGUGUGAUUGGAGGGGCCCGAGAGAUGCAGGAUCAUCGGAGGUUCGGGCAGAAUGGUUUUGUGUGUUCAUGGCUUUUUGACCCCGAAACCAUGCUAGUUUUUGAAAAGAAUGUAAGUACUAGUAUCGUGUAUGCUGGGCAGAAGGGGAGCAACGGAAAUCGAGGAUUCAUUCGGGACAGGAACUCGUUUGAUCACUGCCUCAUGCACCAGGUCUCCUAGGUUCUAAACAAUCAUGCCAUUGUUCAGACAAAUGAGACGAGAGACUGUACCAGAUGUAGCCAUGCAAAUUGAAAC
Chaetomium strumarium is the source of this 1197-nucleotide messenger RNA. RefSeq names its product ferritin-like superfamily. The record is from RefSeq and is a predicted model, not a curated record. Bases 251 to 910 code for a protein of 219 amino acids. Gene Ontology annotation, cellular component: cytoplasm. The transcript is spliced from 4 exons. Gene Ontology annotation, molecular function: ferric iron binding; ferrous iron binding. Lineage: Eukaryota; Fungi; Ascomycota; Sordariomycetes; Sordariales; Chaetomiaceae. Gene Ontology annotation, biological process: iron ion transport; intracellular iron ion homeostasis.